UUGGCAGUAUUAUAAGUUAUAAGAAGGCAGAUCAAGUAGAAAUUAGUGAAAUAGAUUUAUUAGAUAAUGUGACAUCUAGUAGUUCUGCAUUAUUAUUAAUUAAAGAGAUCAUUAAUUUAAAAGUUAAAAAUUUAGAAUCUUCUUCUGUAAAAAUAACUCUAAUAGUUUUUUUGCUAAUUUAG
Messenger RNA from Cetraspora pellucida, 182 nucleotides. The record is from the annotation of a GenBank genome assembly. NCBI's taxonomy places the organism in Eukaryota, Fungi, Glomeromycota, Glomeromycetes, Diversisporales, Gigasporaceae.